UGGACGCGCUGUGGCGGGGAUCCUCGUACACGCUGCACACAAUUCACCAGGACGCGGCGUGGAUUUGUGUAUUUUUUUUUUUAAAGAGCGGAGUUUGGAUUUUUUCUACCCUUUUAUUGAGUGAAGCGCGCGUACAAAAAAAACAACAACAUGCACCUGAACGCAUCACCGUAGAAGUGGACCACCUGUGCCGAGUCGAUGGGACAAAAGUUCGGACCCUUCCCGAGGAGUCGCAGAACCCCGCGCGUGCACGCGAUGACUUGAACGCCACGCAGCGUGCUGCCUUUGUGGACCUCAACCGUCGAGCCACAUCUUCACCGGUCCCCCAAAAAAGGAGCCCCCCCAGAAGCAGAGAGACGUGGAAGUUAGGAUGAGGGGCCGGAAGUGUGCCACGGAGGUGCUGGUGCUGACCGUGCUGUCGUGGGUGUGCGUGGGGGCCGAGGAGAAGAUCGUGUUUGACCGACACUCCGUCUACUGGAACAGCUCCAACCCCAAGUUCUGGCACGGCGAGUACCGAGUGGCGGUGAACAUCAACGACUACUUGGACAUUUACUGUCCGUACUACGAGGGGCCGCCUAACCACGGGCGCAUGGAGCGCUACAUCCUCUUCAUGGUCAACCACGAGGGCUACACUUCCUGUCAGCAUCGCCUGCGGGGCUUCAAGCGCUGGGAGUGCAAUCGCCCCAGCGGCGCCGACGGCCCGCUACGCUUCUCCGAGAAGUUCCAGCUUUUCACGCCCUUCUCGCUGGGCUUUGAGUUCAGGCCCGGACACGAGUACUACUACAUCUCUUCCCCUCAUCCCAACCAUGUGGGGCGGGCGUGUCUAAAGCUGAAGGUGUACGUCCGACCUCCAGGCUCAGGAUACGACUCUCCGGAACCCUUCCUGACCGACGGAGGUCCGAGCUUGAGACCGAACUCCCCGGCCCCGGUAGCUGCUCUGGCCUGGCUGCUGCUCGGACUCUUCUCCCAGCUGUGACCACCUUGUCUUCCUUGGAGCGAUCGCCCCGCGAUGCUGGGCUGGGCCGGGCUGGGCUGGGCCAAGCUGGCUGUCCCCCCCCUAACUCCACCACCCCCCUCAGGGAAGCCCUUUUUGAAUCCCCUUUCCUUCGCCACUAUUUACAAUGCAACCACCAGCCACCACCACUGCCAGCCGCCCUGCCCGCCCUCCAUGGCCCGACCACGGACACCCUUCCUGGGUCUGGCCAUCCCUAACCUACAGGGUUGACCGGAUAUGUUGCACUCUAGGAAACGUCUUCUCACCGGUACCGGGAUUCCCUUUUUUUGGACGUGACCGUAGACUCUUGGCCACGGAUGGGUCGGUAAAGAUACGAUUAAACUUGUCAUCCGUAUGAUCUGAGCGUUAGGAGGUCAAUCCGGAAGGUUUUGUACUCCCAAAGUCUUGAUUACGAUUGAGUUCAAUCCCAGACCACAUGAUGACAACUUUAACUAUCGCCCCUUUGGAGGUCAGGGUGGCUUCUGGGUGCUGAGGUGUACAUUUUCAGGUUGGAUGUGUCUUGUCUCGUUUGUCUUUCUAAACAAAGCAUUUAUCACCGCCUGCUCUCAGGACAGGCGCCGUCUGCACUCGUCUUAUUAGUCCCAACGGGUCGGGUGACUUCUGGAACCAUGACUUUACUCCUGUAUGAAUGUACCACUGGUCACCCACCUCCUUCGUCUUUGUGUACUCGUUAUGACUGGACUGCGUUUCUGGGGAGCGGCUUCUGGCCAACAGGAGUUUGGGGGGUUUUGCGGAGGUUGGGCAAGGCGGGGGGAGAGGACUUGGCGGCUUGCAUGACCACUGUGAGACCCUCGGAACAACCGUGUUUGUAUUGAUGAUCUAUUUUUUCAUGGGGAGAAGCAGAAACCCACUGCUGCCACUCUCGCUCUUCCCAGAGACUCUUCAGGCAGCGGAAGGGAGGACUCCCGCUCUCUCCCGGUGCGGCUCCAUCCGAGGACAAUGUUUGGACACGCUGCCGGAACCGCCCGGGAAACGCCAACGCUGACUCGAACCGGUCCUUCGGAGGGAGUUCGAGGCCAGUAAAAGGGAAGGGUAUGCGCUGCGACUGCGGCGCGUGUGGCCUCACCACACACUCGUACACACACACACACACACGGAUUGAGGACGGAAAACGGCAAUUGCGGGAUUUUGUCGGGAAGGGAACAAACUGAGCAAGCACUGUGAACACACACACACAAACAUGCACAUUGACUGACAUCAGCCUGUAUUCACAAGAAUUUAGUAGGAUCCCAUUAAAAAGUACUCUCAAAUUAGUAAAAAAAUAAACAACAUAUUGGCUUACAGUUGUCCAUCGUUUAUAAUGACUAUUUUGGGUUAGGGUU
Molecule: messenger RNA, 2337 nt
Organism: Nerophis lumbriciformis (worm pipefish)
Lineage: Eukaryota; Metazoa; Chordata; Actinopteri; Syngnathiformes; Syngnathidae
Gene: efna2a
Product: ephrin-A2a
Biological process (GO): axon guidance; ephrin receptor signaling pathway; osteoclast differentiation
Cellular component (GO): plasma membrane
Molecular function (GO): ephrin receptor binding
Source: RefSeq, a predicted model, not a curated record